UUUUGACUGACCGGCCUUAUCCCACCCAAUUCAUAUCCCUCACUCUCAAUUUCCAAUGCCAGAAACGCACAGCCUUUAGAAAAUCCGAUCCAAAAGUCGUUUCCAAACACCCACAAUGCCACCGCCGGCGGCGCUCUCAGCUUCCUCCUCCUUCACUCUCCUCUCCCCACCUCCCUCCCCAAAGCCAAAGCUCCCGCCUUUCUCCCCCAGAAAACACUUUUUCGCCAUUAACCCCCGUCGCCACUCACUCCACUCCGCCCCCUCCUCCGCCGUCCGAUGUGCCGUCAUCGAGAAAGAGACUCCAGAGGCCCACCGCCCCGACACCUUCCUCCGCGAGAACUCCUCCUCGUCCUCCGUCCGGGGCCGCUUCGAGAAAAUGAUAAGAGACGCCCAGGACACCGUCUGCGCCGCCAUUGAGGCGGCUGACGGCGGUGCCACGUUUAAAGAGGAUGUGUGGUCGAGACCCGGCGGCGGCGGAGGCAUCAGCAGGGUUCUCCAGGACGGUGCUGUUUGGGAGAAGGCUGGUGUCAAUGUCUCUGUUGUGUACGGCGUUAUGCCUCCCGAGGCCUACCGAGCUGCCAAGGGCGCCGCCGCAGCUGAUCACAAGCCUGGCCCGGUUCCCUUCUUCGCCGCCGGAGUUAGCUCGGUUUUGCAUCCGAAGAACCCGUUUGCGCCUACUUUGCACUUCAAUUAUCGGUAUUUCGAAACUGAUGCUCCACAAGAUGCUCCCGGAGCACCUAGGCAAUGGUGGUUUGGGGGUGGAACUGACUUGACACCUGCUUAUAUUUUUGAGGAGGAUGUUAAGCAUUUUCAUUCAGUUCAGAAAAGUGCUUGCGACAAAUUUGAUCCUGCCUUCUAUCCUCGGUUCAAGAAAUGGUGUGAUGAUUAUUUCUAUAUCAAGCAUCGAGAUGAGAGGCGAGGACUUGGAGGAAUAUUUUUUGAUGAUCUAAACGAUUAUGAUCAGGAGAUGCUUCUUUCCUUUGCCACAGAAUGUGCAAAUUCUGUGGUCCCUGCUUACCUGCCAAUUAUAGAGAAAAGAAAGGACCUGCCAUUUACAGAUGAGCAGAAGGCAUGGCAGCAAUUGCGAAGAGGGCGCUACGUCGAGUUCAAUUUGGUUUAUGACCGCGGAACAACUUUUGGACUAAAGACAGGAGGUCGAAUUGAGAGUAUUCUCGUCUCUCUUCCACUGACUUCUCGAUGGGAAUAUGACCAUAAACCAGAAGAGGGAAGCGAAGAAUGGAAACUAUUAGAUGCUUGCAUCAACCCAAGGGAAUGGGUUUAAUGUUUUGAAAUUUAUCUUUAAUUGUCUGAUCUUCGUUUUUUUUUCUAUCAUAAUCCGUUUGAUUUGUUUCUUUAAUAGUUUGAGAGUUAGAGGUUAGCAGUCGGUAUCUUGAUCAAAGUGUAAUACAUGUACAAGGCAAUGUAAGUUGUGAAUUGUCAACUUUUGUAAGAUUAGAAACUCUUGUUGAAUAAAUCUCGGGAUGAUUAACCA
This is a messenger RNA of Pyrus x bretschneideri (Chinese white pear), 1492 nucleotides long. Its product is annotated as oxygen-dependent coproporphyrinogen-III oxidase, chloroplastic-like. The transcript is spliced from 8 exons. Gene Ontology annotation, cellular component: cytoplasm; chloroplast stroma. The record is from RefSeq and is a predicted model, not a curated record. NCBI's taxonomy places the organism in Eukaryota, Viridiplantae, Streptophyta, Magnoliopsida, Rosales, Rosaceae. Gene Ontology annotation, molecular function: coproporphyrinogen oxidase activity. The coding region runs from base 116 to 1282 and encodes 388 amino acids.